UACACUAAACAAAAACAACACAUCUUCUUAACCUCAAAUUUGAUUACUCGACCGACCGGGCGGCCACCAUUAGUAGUUUUAAAUUAUUUUAAAAGUUAGCCUUUUAUUGUUUAGCACCUACUUUUGUGUUUACCUUUGUUUCAAUUCAAGGAUUGGCAAAAUGAUGUCCUCAUCUUCUGUAAUUGUAGAUAAAAUACAUUCUACUGUUAGAAUUGACAGCCCUACUCAUGUAAUAAAUUUAUCAGAACAGGUUUUUAAAGUAGAAAUGUCUCCUUUUGAAUGGUCUCAUAAUCUUAUUUGUGUUGCACAUUCAGAUGAAAUCAUCAUUGGGACCGUCAAAUUUCAAGAAGAAGAUGAGGAGAUGGAAGACGAAAUUGAAUUUGAGGUCAUAAAAUCUUUUAAAAUUGAAAAGCGGGUUCAUUCUUUGGCAUGGUGUCCUGAAACCUCUUUGAACAUUAUACCCAAAAGCAUUAUCUUUGCCUGUGGUACUGCGAAUCAUAUACAUAUUUAUUCAACUAAUAUGGCAGACAAAACUCAAAUGCAGGAACUGAAGGGACACAGCAGCUAUGUCAACAGCCUGGCGUACGAACCCUCAGGCGAUCUAUUAGCCUCAACCAGUGAUGAUCUGACUUGUCGUAUCUGGGCUGUCAAAGAAGGUUCUGCUUGUGUGACCGUGUUUGUACUCAAGUCUCCAGGUGUGUCUGUCUGCUGGCACAACGCAGACCCUGGCAAGUUGCUCGUGGCGGAGAAGAGUGGCACAGUGCGUCUGUACAAUGUAGAGCGGCAGCAAGCCAUCCUCUCACUGGACACCUCCUUGGUGCCGCUCACUGCGGCGGACUGGUCUCCUGUCAAUUGCUUCCAGGUGGCAGCACUAGCCAGUGGCCACAUUGUCAUCUGGGACAUUACACGCUCUAGUCGACCCGUGGACGUCAGGAUGGUACAUCCCAAUGGUGGCAGUCUGCUGCGCUACUCCCAACAGAGCGAAUAUCACAUAGCAACAGUAGGUCAACCCGACAACUCUCUCAAGGUCACAAAUGUUAAUAUGAAGCACCCUGUAUGCAACGCCACCAUGACGCUUGCAGGAGGAGUUACUUGGACUUAUCGACUACCUUACGUAUGUGUGGGGAGGGACAGAUCUAUCUGCUUCUGGAAAGUUUCUACUAAAUAAAGACCUGUUACAUUUAAUAUAGACUUACUAAUUUUGCUCAUUCUUUGUAUUUAUUGUGUACAUUAAACAACUUUUUAUAUCUG
Molecule: messenger RNA, 1251 nt
Organism: Macrosteles quadrilineatus (aster leafhopper)
Lineage: Eukaryota; Metazoa; Arthropoda; Insecta; Hemiptera; Cicadellidae
Gene: Nup37
Product: nucleoporin Nup37
Exons: 6
Coding region: 161-1168 (335 amino acids)
Cellular component (GO): nuclear pore outer ring
Molecular function (GO): protein binding
Source: RefSeq, a predicted model, not a curated record